Closterium sp. Naga37s-1 is the source of this 390-nucleotide messenger RNA. The record is from the annotation of a GenBank genome assembly. NCBI's taxonomy places the organism in Eukaryota, Viridiplantae, Streptophyta, Zygnematophyceae, Desmidiales, Closteriaceae.
AUGGCAACGGCCUUAGCAAGAGAGAGAUCUGAUCAAUGGCGGAACUGGUGGAGCUCGUUCAAGUCGCGUUGGAGGAGUAGCGAAUCGACUCCAAGCGCGGACGACGAGCGUACUCCUAGAGAAGCGGGAUCCGCCGAGGAUGGGACGGAAGGCGGCAGAGACGAAGAAGGGGAGGGGGGAGAGGGAGAGGAGUCGGAGGAGGAAAGGGAGGGGGACGAGGGGGAGGAAGGGGAGGAAGGGCAAGGCCGUGUGGAGGAAUACGUGGGAGAGGAAGAGGAGCAGGGGGGAGACAGGGAUGCGGAGGAAGACGAGGAGGGGGGGUCAGACGAGGGAGGGGAGAGUAAUGACGAAGGGGAGUGGGACGAGGAGGAGGAGGGCGAUGAUUGUUAA